GACAGUCACAAACACAGGAAAAGGAGCGUUUAGGGCUAUGCUGACUUGUGCAGAGUUGUGAGCCGAAGGCGGGGGACAGGUGGGCAGGAAUUGUCCACCUGUUAGUCACCAGCUUAGGUGUGGUGAGCGAGUGAGGAAGGCCGGCCACCUUCCUGUUCCCUGCCCCACGGCUUUCCCAAGGACUGUUGCCAGAAGAGAGGCCAGCCAAAACAUUUCCUCCUGCAGACUCCCUCUCUCUUUCAUCUGGGACUCGCUGAGCCUGAGAGGAGAGCUUGGAAACGCACCUGUGGCUGCAGAGAGACAGGAGGACGCAGGCAGGUGUGUGCGAGCGCGGACGAACCUUUGUCUGGCCUGUGUCUGAACCUUUACUGAGAAGGUGACCAAGAAGAAUGUGCUGGGGGAGAAACAGAGAAAUCAACCCCACUCCGUCCCACACCUCCUGACUUUCAGCAGUCCCCCUGUGCCUCCGUCUGUGCAAGUCUGGAGUGGGUGGAAGAAGAUGAGCAUUUCAUCCCUUGGGAAACCACCUGGGGGCAGCAUGCAAGUGCAGGUGAAAAUCAUCGAGUUAAACGUUGGUGGGGACAUCUUCACAACCACCCUGAGCACCCUGAAGAAGCAUCCUGGUUCCAAGCUGGCGGAGAUGUUUGCCAGUGGCCAGCCCCAGCCCCAAACAGACUCUAAGGGGAGGUACUUCAUCGACCGGCCUGGGACCUACUUUAAGUACAUCCUGGAAUAUCUGCGCAGCAACCAGGUGCCCACGCAGUGUGUCCAGGAUGUAUACAAAGAAGCCCUCUUUUAUGAGAUUGGGCCCUUGGUCAAGCAGCUAGAGGAUUCCCCUCCGCUCUUUGGCGAGCUGGUGGCUAGAAAGCAGUUCCUCGCCUGCGUGCCCAAUUAUACGGAGAGCAUUGAGCUGAUGGCCCGCAUCGCCCGGGCAGAAGCAAUGGCCUCGCGUCGUUCCAGCGUCAUGGUGUGCGUGGUGAAGACCGAGGAGGAUGCGACCAAGUGCCAGGAUGCCCUCAACAGUCUGGACAUGUGCAAGAAAUCAGUGGUCAAGUUUGGCCCCUGGAAGGCCCCGCCAAGUAUCCUGGACUUACUGGAUUGCAUUAAGAUGGACGUGGAGGCCAAAGGUUUCAAGACCUCCUUCCAUAUCUACGUUCCAGAGAAGGGCUUCCGGUUCAAAACCAGUGACUACUUCUACACAUUCUUGUUCAACUGGUGGUAGCAAAAAUCCACUGCUCCGCCACAUUCAUAUAAGUGGGUUUUUGGUUGUGGGUGAUUGUAUUCUUAAUAGCCUUGACACCUUGAUUUUCACAAUAGAAUCUUCCCAGUUCUGCUCCGUCCAUACCCGAGUGACUUAAUUGGGACACUCCACAUUUUAUUUCUGGCAUGUAGAGCUGUUCAGAUCUCCGCUGCCAGUUUAGGCUGCCUCUGCAUUUAACGACUGAAUACAGAACUGCAAUCCUAUGCACACUUAGUAGAGCGUAAGCCCCAAUGAACUGAAUGAGUAAACCCAUACGUAGUUAAGAUUGCUCUCAGGAACUGCAAAGAAGGAGCUAGUAGGAACCAGCUUCAUCCUUGUAGUUUUCCCCAUGGCUGCCACAUACCCAAGUAGGGGGGUGCACGGUUCGACCUAAGGUUGAAUUGGUGGUGGAGGAGGGGGUUACCUUUACGGUUCGGGGAGGGUGCUCUUAGUUCCCCCACUGCAUUUCCUCCACCAGUGCUGUCCUUAAAACUGGUCCCGUGGGGCGGCUGUAUGCCCUCUGUAUGCCCCGGUGUGGGUCGGACCGGAAGUGGCCAGUGUGCGUGCAUGACAGAGGAACAUAGGAAGCUGCCAUGUACUAAUUCAGACCAUUGGUCCAUCUAGCUCAGUAUUGUCUUCACAGACUGGCAGCAGCUUCUCCAAGGUUGCAGGCAGGAAUCUCUCUCAGCCCUAUCUUGGAGAUGCUGCCAGGGCAGGAACUUGGAACCUUCUGCUCUUCCCAAAGCAGCUCCAUCCCCUGAGGGGAAGAUCUUCCUGUGCUCACACAUCAAGUCUCCCAUUCAUAUGCAACCAGGGCAGACCCUGCUUAGC
Molecule: messenger RNA, 2071 nt
Organism: Hemicordylus capensis (graceful crag lizard)
Lineage: Eukaryota; Metazoa; Chordata; Lepidosauria; Squamata; Cordylidae
Gene: KCTD14
Product: potassium channel tetramerization domain containing 14
Exons: 2
Coding region: 500-1222 (240 amino acids)
Biological process (GO): protein homooligomerization
Molecular function (GO): protein binding
Source: RefSeq, a predicted model, not a curated record